Messenger RNA from Pseudophryne corroboree (corroboree frog), 2695 nucleotides. RefSeq lists its product as uncharacterized. The record is from RefSeq and is a predicted model, not a curated record. The coding region runs from base 1 to 837 and encodes 278 amino acids. NCBI's taxonomy places the organism in Eukaryota, Metazoa, Chordata, Amphibia, Anura, Myobatrachidae. The transcript is spliced from 7 exons.
AUGGCGGCCAAGGCAUCUACUACAUCUAUCCUUGCUCGCCGUAUUCUGCGGGUUAAGUUCCUGGAAGGUUAUACCAAAGGACAGUAUGUGGACUUUAAUGAACAAAGAGUUAUGUUUACAUUUGUUGCCCACUUCCGCCAGGCUGCUCAUAUGAACUGUGGGACACUUCCGCCAGGACAAAGAAGUUCAGACUUCAGACAGCUCACUUCAGAGACAGAGCACUGCUGCUGCGGUGAUGCUCCUAAGCCUCCUGUGCCCUGGCUAGGAUUUUCUCAAUGGGUCAGCGGCUUCAAAUGCUGUCAAAAGACAGCACCAUGGAAAGAAUCUUAUUUUCCAUUUCUAGUGGAGAAAGCAUCAUAUGCUGUUUGUCGCACCAACGUCUUUAACUUUACAUUACCAAGAGGAAAUAUUUGUCUUGAUCAGUUUUUGGAAAAACGGGUGCAGGAUGUUAUCAGCUGCAUUGACAGAGGAAGACACGUGUGUCUAGUGAAGCCCCCGACUUCCACUGUCUUCUCCACAAGAUCAGCACCCAACAAAGAUGUCUCCACCCAGAGCCGGAUGGUUGACAGUCACACGCCUACCCAGACUCCAGUACCAGAUGUUCCAGACUCAAACCCAAACGAUAAUAAGCAACUAUACGGCAGCGCACCAUCGGAAGGUAACAAUUCUGCAAAGAAGACACUGAUCAUACUAAUCUCAGUAAUUGGAAUUGUUCUCGGAAUUGCAGCUGUUGGCACUGCUGUAUGGUGCCGCAUGAAGAGAAGAAAAGAUAAUUUGCCUUCCGAAGAAAGAUUUAGGGGAUAUAGUCUGGCAGCAUUAAAUGCCUCUACAGUGUGAGGGCGAAAGUUGAAGAGGAGCGAUGUUCUGCAACGGGUAGAAGGUGGAUAUUACAGCACCGGUAGCACAGACCUGGUCUGUGGAAUAUGGAUGGCUUCCGUAAUCCUACAUGGCGGAACCUGUUCUUCUCAAUGUUCACCAUUCACACACUCAUACCUCCCAACAUGACCCUCUCCAGGAGGGACACGAUGCUCUGCUUCUGGACUUUUCUCUUCAUUUCUGAUUGCCGGCCCCUGUGUUGAACAGGUUUGUGGAUAAGAAAGGUGUUUCAGCACAGGUGCCGGCAAUCAUACAGUAACAGGGAAGUCCAGAAGCAGAGCAUUGUGUCCCUCCUGGAGAGGGUCAUGUUGGGAGGUAUGACACACUGACAAUCAUUGAUCCUGGAGAGGCAAUAUGGCCACCAUUGUGUUAUUUGUAUAAUCAACUGCAGUUUCAUAAGAAUCUUUCCCAUUAAGCCAUAAAUGUACACGUUAGAGAUUAUCACACCCACUAAUCCUCCACAGAUGCAUUUGAGCAGAAUAUGUCACAAUCCGUAGUUUCUCUUCUGUGCUUGGUGUGUCGCUCUGUGCUCUGGUGCUUCAGCACGCUGGUCUGAGUAUCUGCAGCUUGGUAAUUAGCUGUUACCACAGCUGUGAGGGAAAAUGGGCGUGGCCACACACCAGAAGGGGUGUGUCUAUGCUCCAGAAGGGGUGUGGCCACUGAAAAUGGCCCACAGUGCUAGAUACAUUGCCCCACAGUGCCAGAUACAUGCCCCACAGUGCCAGAUACAUUGCCCCACAGUGCCGGAUACAUGCCCCACAGUGCCAGUUACAUUGCCCCACAGUGCUAGAUACAUUGCCCCACAGUGCCAGAUACAUUGCCCCACAGUGCCAGAUACAUGCCCCACAGUGCCAGAUACAUUGCCCCACAGUGCCAGAUACAUGCCCCACUCAGUGCCAGAUACAUGCCGCACUCAGUGCCAGAUACAUGCCCCACUCAGUGCCAGUUACAUUGCCCCACAGUGCCAGUUACAUUGCCCCACAGUGCCGGAUACAUGCCCCACAGUGCCGGAUACAUUGCCCCACAGUGCCAGAUACAUGCCCCACUCAGUGCCAGAUACAUGCCCCACAGUGCCAGUCACAUUGCCCCACAGUGCCGGAUACAAUGCCCCACAGUGCCAGAUACAAUGCCCCACAGUGCCAGAUACAUGCCUCACAGUGCCAGAUACAUGCCCCACAGUGCCAGUUACAUUGCCCCACAGUGCCGGAUACAAUGCCCCACAGUGCCGGAUACAUGCCCCACAGUGCCAGAUACAUGCCCCACAGUGCCAGUCACAUUGCCCCACAGUGCCGGAUACAUGCCCCACAGUGCCGGAUACAAUGCCCCACAGUGCCAGAUACAUGCCUCACAGUGCCAGAUACAUGCCCCACAGUGCCAGUUACAUUGCCCCACAGUGCCGGAUACAAUGCCCCACAGUGCCGGAUACAUGCCCCACAGUGCCAGAUACAUUGCCCCACUCAGUGCCAGUUACAAUGCCCCACAGUGCCAGUUACAUGCCCCACAGUGCCAGUUACAUUGCCCCACUCAGUGCCCGAUACAUUGCCCCACUCAGUGCCAGUUACAUUGCCCCACAGUGCCAGAUACAUUGCCCCACUCAGUGCCAGAUACAUUGCCCCACAGUGCCAGUUACAUUGCCCCACAGUGCCAGGCCCCACUUGGUGCAAGAAAUCAAAUGUUAUUGUCGUGAUAAAUCUGUCUGAACUGUGAAUAAACUGCUUGCUUAUGUGAGGAGACGUCCUGGUGUGCAAUACUUUUAAAAUCACUGAUGAACCUGGUGCAUACUUGCCUACCUGACCCUCUCCAUGAGGGAGAAAAUGCU